GACCCAAAGAAAUAAAAUUAUUUUGACGGCCAUUCCUCACGCUGUGGAGCUUCCUGCCUGGAGCCUUGGAGCCUUGGUGGUGCUAGCUCAAGCCUUGAAGUGAAAGCAUGAGUGAAUUCUGGUUGUGUUACAACUGCUGUAUUGCAAAGCAGCCUCAGCCUAAAAGGCGGCGACGGACUGGCCGAAGUAUGAUUGGAGAGCCGACAAACUUUGUGCACACAGCUCAUGUAGGAUCCGGAGAUCUGUUUAGUGGGAUGAACUCAGUCAGCUCCAUUCAGAACCAAAUGCAAUCCAAGGGAGGCUAUAGAGGCGGCAUGGCCGCCAGCGUGCAGAUGCAGCUCGUGAUCACGAAAGCAGGGUAGCCCU
Molecule: messenger RNA, 366 nt
Organism: Cricetulus griseus (Chinese hamster)
Lineage: Eukaryota; Metazoa; Chordata; Mammalia; Rodentia; Cricetidae
Source: RefSeq, a predicted model, not a curated record